Molecule: messenger RNA, 1206 nt
Organism: Daucus carota subsp. sativus
Lineage: Eukaryota; Viridiplantae; Streptophyta; Magnoliopsida; Apiales; Apiaceae
Product: putative F-box protein At5g62660
Exons: 1
Coding region: 1-1206 (401 amino acids)
Molecular function (GO): protein binding
Source: RefSeq, a predicted model, not a curated record
AUGAGUCAGAUAACCUUGUUUCAAAACCGUUUUCCGAUUCUUGAAAAACACAGCAGUAUACCUGAAAGUAUGCGGAGUAUUAACGACUUACCUGACGAAUUGCUAGCAGAAAUUCUCAAACUGCUUCCUGUAAAAUAUAUCUUGCGGUGCAGGGGCGUCCAGAAGUCGUGGUAUUAUCUCGUAGGAUCGGAGAUGUUUAUCUCACUUCAGUUAAAUUAUCAGAAGAUUCGUAAUGAUCAUUAUCCUAAAUAUCUGUUUUUCGAGAAUUCCUAUACGGAUGUGUUAACACUACGGUAUGAUGAUGUGCAAUGUGAAGAAUACUGCAGGCCAAAAUAUCCUCCGGGAUUGACUGACAAGUCUGCCUGGCGUGCAGUAUCGUAUGGUUUAAUCUGUGUGUCAACUAUGAUUUUUGAGUUUCAUGAAUCUACUAAGGAAAUAUAUCUGUGGAAUCCUCUUGUUGAAAAAUACAAAACUCUUCCAGAUUCUCCUCUUUUAAAUAUAGAGACUCGGUGGAACACUUUAGCUUUUGGGUUUGUACCAGAAAUUAAUGAUUAUGUUGUGGUACAUGUUGUCAAACCUCGUUUGCAUUUGGGACGCGGUGAACCUGACCCCCACUCGGUCAUCAUUGCUGUUUAUAGCCUCAACACUAAUUCCUGGAAGAAAAUAUGCCAUGAUAAGGUUUUUGUUCGUCACAUUAACUGGUUUGACGUUGUUUUCAUUAAUGGUGCCGCAUUUUGGGCCGGGAUUAAAUGGGACAGGCGCAAAAUAAUUUUGUGCUACGAUACCAAGACCGAAAAACUUCGUGAAAUCUCAUUGCCUUCAUAUAGUCCCGGUGAUCACAUUAUUCACACUAUUCAUCAACUUGGUCAAUCUAUUGCUUACUUUGUCUGGGACAAACGAUAUGAUUAUUUUGAUAUGUGGGUAUUAAAAUUCUAUUCCAUAGAUGAAUUUUCUUGGGAGAAGAAGAUGAGUAUUCGUCCAAAUAAAGAUAUUCGUGUGGAAGUCAUGGGUGUAAGGAACAAUGGUGAACCAAUUCUUGCAAGAUCAUUUAACUUGAUUACAUAUAAUCUUGAUAACCACAUGGCAAAGAAUUUCGUUGAUUCAUGGGAUAGUUGGACUCCUUAUCCAUAUUAUGAGGAAGACUUUGCACCACCCUUUUUCAUUAGGCCUUUUGUGGAGAGUCUCGUCUUACUUAAUAUUGAUUGA